This is a messenger RNA of Symbiodinium pilosum, 191 nucleotides long. The record is from the annotation of a GenBank genome assembly. Lineage: Eukaryota; Dinophyceae; Suessiales; Symbiodiniaceae.
GCAUCGAUUGGGACUAUGACUGUGAAGCCGUGAGGCCGGUUUCAUCAACUUUCGAGCUCUACACGCAGCUUUGGGCCGUGCCACGAGCACCUGCAUGGCAGAAACUCUCCUGUUGUGAGACUGACAGCUUUGGCAAGUGCCCUUUGCCCGAUCGACGAUUUGCCGCCAAGUUCAAUGUUGACGAGGUUGUG